AUGUGCAACUCCUGUUGUGGAUCCUGCCGCUCUGGCCAGGGCUGUGGCUGCUGCCAGCCCAGGUGCUGCCAGACCACCUGCUGCAGGACCACCUGCUGCCGCCCCAGCUGCUGCUGCAGCUCCUGCUGUGGUGGUGGCUGUGGUGGGUGUGGUGGCUGCGGCUCCUGCUGCUGUCGCCCCACCUGCUGCCAGACCACCUGCUGCAGGACCACCUGCUGCCGCCCCAGUUGCUGCUGUAGCCCCUGCUGUGGUGGUUGUGGUGGCUGUUGUGGCUCCAGUGGCUGUGGUGGGUGCAGUGGCUGUGGCUCCUGCUGCUGCCGCCCCACCUGCCUCCAGACCACCUGCUGUAGGACCACCUGCUGCCGCCCCUGCUGCUGUGUGUCCAGCUGCUGCCGCCCAAGCUGCUGCUGCUAG
Molecule: messenger RNA, 414 nt
Organism: Sciurus carolinensis (gray squirrel)
Lineage: Eukaryota; Metazoa; Chordata; Mammalia; Rodentia; Sciuridae
Product: keratin-associated protein 4-2-like
Exons: 2
Coding region: 1-414 (137 amino acids)
Source: RefSeq, a predicted model, not a curated record